Molecule: messenger RNA, 438 nt
Organism: Alternaria atra
Lineage: Eukaryota; Fungi; Ascomycota; Dothideomycetes; Pleosporales; Pleosporaceae
Exons: 2
Coding region: 1-438 (145 amino acids)
Cellular component (GO): endoplasmic reticulum; membrane
Molecular function (GO): protein-macromolecule adaptor activity
Source: RefSeq, a predicted model, not a curated record
AUGGACGCGCUACAAUCCUACCUUCCUCAAUCAGAGGGCUUGCUACCCAAAUGGCUUCUAAUUGUCUCCCUAAUCUCCAUCGGCAACAGCAUCCAAUGCUACGCUACACUUUCCUUCACCUCGCGGGUGUACAACCCUACUCCGAUUGACCCACCGCCUACCACGCCAAAACACGUAACCGCUCUCUCUUCGCGCACAUUUGGAACAUGGACUUUCUUGACGGGCAUGGUACGUUUUUACGCUGCCUACAACAUCAACAACCCCAGUUUCUACCAAUUGGCUAUCUUCACCUAUGCCAUAGCGUGGGCACACUUUAUGAGUGAAUGGUUCGUGUUUGGGACCACAAGAUGGGGAAAGCCGUUGGCAGGACCAGUAAUGGUGGCGACUUCGAGUUUGAUUUGGAUGUUCAUGCAGUGGGAUUUCUACGUCAACGCGUAG